CUCUUGGCCUUGGUCAAGUUCAGCUCCUGUCUGCUCACUCUCUCAUCCUCUUGCUCCCACCAUGAGCUGUCGCUUUCAGAGUUCUUCCAUGAGCUAUGGAGGUGGUUUCGGGGCUGGUUCUUGCCAGCUUGGAGGAGGCCGUAAUAUGUCUACCUGCUCUUCUCGGUUUGUCACUGGAGGCUCAACUGGAGGCUAUGGAGGUGGCAUGAGCUGUGGCUUUGGUGGAGGGGUUGGUGGUGGCUUUGGAGGUAGCUAUGGCGGAGGUUUUGGCGGUGGCUUUGGUGACUUUGGAGGUUCCAAUGGUGGCCUCCUCUCUGGCAACGAGAAGAUUACCAUGCAGAACCUCAAUGACCGCCUGGCCAGCUACCUAGAAAAGGUGCGCGCCUUGGAGGCAGCCAAUGCCGAUCUGGAGGUGAAGAUUCGUGACUGGCAUCUGAAGCAGAGCCCAGCUAGUCCAGAGAGGGACUACAGUGCUUACUAUAAGACCAUAGAGGAGCUCCGGAUCAAGAUUCUGGAAGCCACUACCGACAAUAACCGGAUCAUCCUGGAGAUUGACAAUGCCAGGCUGGCUGCAGAUGACUUUAGGCUCAAGUAUGAAAAUGAGCUGACCCUGCGCCAGAGUGUGGAGGCCGACAUCAAUGGCCUACGCAGGGUGCUGGAUGAGCUGACCCUGGCUAAGACUGACUUAGAAAUGCAGAUUGAGAGCCUGAAUGAAGAACUGGCUUACCUGAAGAAGAACCACGAAGAGGAGAUGAAAGAAUUCAGCAACCAGGUAGUAGGCCAGGUCAAUGUGGAGAUGGAUGCCACUCCUAGCAUCGAUCUGACCCGUGUGCUGGCUGAGAUGAGGGAGCAAUAUGAAGCCCUGGCAGAGAAGAAUCGUAGGGAUGCCGAGGCAUGGUUCCAGGCCAAGAGUGCAGAGCUGAGCAAGGAAGUAUCCUCCAAUGCUGCCAUGAUCCAGACCAGCAAGACAGAGAUCACAGAGCUCCGGCGCACACUCCAGGGCCUGGAGAUUGAGCUGCAGUCCCAACUGAGCAUGAAAGCUGGCCUGGAAAGUACCUUGGCAGAGACAGAGUGCCGCUACGCCCUGCAGCUGCAACAGAUCCAGGGGCUCAUCAGUAGCAUUGAAGCCCAGCUGAGCGAGCUCCGAAGCGAGAUGGAGUGCCAGAACCAGGAAUACAAGAUGCUGUUGGACAUCAAAACAAGGCUGGAACAGGAAAUCGCUACCUACCGCAGCCUGCUAGAGGGCCAGGAUGCUAAGAUGACCGGCUUCAGCUCUGGAGGAAAUAGCACUACUACCUCCAACGUGUCCACCUCCCCCUCCACUUCUGGUCGCCCAGAUUUCCGGAAGUAUUAAUUCCACCUGGCAUCCCUUUCCUGGUUCAGCAUCCGCAGGAGGAGAGCUGAUGGCACCUGUAGGAUGACAGGACUGCAGGAAGUGAAGCCCAGUCCCAUUGUCCCCCAGGAGCCAUGGCUCUGACAACCCCUGAGGGUGGACCCUUCCCCAUCUCUCCUGAUUGGAAUCCUUCUCCUCCCUACCCUGUUCUUCCUAUUCUUUGGUUCCUCAAUGUCCCUACUACAAAGAAUAGAUGAUUCAAUAAAGUUUCUUGAUUUUUCUGCAAA
This is a messenger RNA of Mastomys coucha (southern multimammate mouse), 1620 nucleotides long. Its product is annotated as keratin, type I cytoskeletal 13. Gene Ontology annotation, cellular component: keratin filament. NCBI's taxonomy places the organism in Eukaryota, Metazoa, Chordata, Mammalia, Rodentia, Muridae. Bases 62 to 1354 code for a protein of 430 amino acids. The transcript has 8 exons. The record is from RefSeq and is a predicted model, not a curated record. Gene Ontology annotation, molecular function: structural molecule activity.